GAAUUGGCCUCAUCUUCCAAGCUUUUAUAAACCACAACCAUCUCUAAUAAUGCACCCAAUCAAACACACCACUUUCAGUCUUCAUCUCUUCUAUAGCAUCAUCAUGGACCAAACCUGGCUCUACUUCAUCUCCACAGCCUUGAUUCUCUUCCUCUUCCUGCUAAAAUUCCUGCAAAAACCAUCCCCACGAAAAAAUCCACCACCAACCCCCCCUUCCCUACCCGUAAUCGGCCAUCUCCAUCUAAUUAAAGAACCUAUUCACAGAGAACUCGAAAACCUUUCCAAGAAAUACGGCCCGAUUCUCGCUCUCCGAUUAGGGUCCCAUCCGGUACUCAUUCUGUCCUCUCCGUCGGCAGUCGAAGAGUUGUUUUCCAAGAACGACCUCAUUUUCGCAAAUAGGCCGCGGAUUCUGGUCGGAGAACUCCUCAACUACAACUACACGACGCUGGGGGCUUCCUCGUACGGGGACCACUGGCGCAACCUCCGCCGCCUUACGGUGCUGGAAAUCUUCUCCACGGCUAAACUGAACGCUUUUUUGGGUAUUCGACAGGAAGAAGUCCGGUCGCUGUUGAAGACCCUGUUUCGUGAUUCACCAAAGGGUUUUGUUAAGGUGGAAAUGAAGUCGAGGCUCUCUGAGUUGUCGUUCAAUAUUAUCAUGCGGAUGGUUGCAGGGAAACGAUACUUUGGAGUCGAGGUGGAGGAUUAUGAGGAGGCUAGGGAGUUUCGGCUUCUUAUUCGGGAUCUUUUCGAGUUAAGCGGGACGUCGAAUCCAGGGGAUUUUGUGCCUUUUUUGAGGUGGAUUGAUUUCGGAAAAAUGGAGAAGAAGAUGUUGAGGGUUCAGAAGAAGAUGGACGCAUUUUUGCAGGGUUUGAUCGAAGAGAAACGGCGUGAAGAUGAUGAGAAGGUUUUCGAACAAAAAGGAGGAAAAACUAAGUCGAUGAUCGAUUCUAUGCUAGGGUUACAAGACUCGGAUCCUCAUUACUACUCUGACGAAAUAAUCAAAGGCAAUGUACUGAACAUGCUAAGUGCGGGUUCCGACACAUCAUCAUCGACAAUCGAGUGGGCCAUGUCAGUUCUGCUCAACCACCCCAAAGUUUUAGACAAAGCAAGAGCCGAACUAGACACGGUAGUUGCUGAAAAUCGUUUGGUAGAUGAAUCGGAUCUCUCCAAGCUACCCUACCUCCAAAAUAUCAUCAGCGAGACCCUCCGAUUAUUUCCAGCAGCACCGCUUCUCGUGCCACACGAGUCAUCCGACGACUGCACCAUCGGAGGGUAUGACGUGGCCCGUGGUACGAUGUUGUUGGUAAAUGCAUGGGCCAUUCACAGGGAUCCAAAUGUGUGGGAGGACCCCAUGAGUUUUAGGCCAGAGAGGUUUGAAGAUGGGGAAAACCAAGCAUAUGGGUUGAUACCGUUUGGCAUUGGAAGGAGGAGUUGCCCCGGGGCGGGACUCGGCAAUCGGGUGGUCGGGCUGGCUUUGGCGGCCUUGAUUCAGUGCUUUGAUUGGGUGAGGAUUGGUGAUGAGUUGGUGGACAUGUCUGAAGGGCCAGGGCUCACCAUGCCCAAGUCUAAGCCAUUGGAGGCUCUGUGCCGACCACGAGAAAUGAUGGUUAAUGUCCUCUCGGAGCUCUGAGAAUGAUGCUUUUUGUUGUUUUACUAGUAGAAUAAUGUUGAAGACUGAACUUCUUUGAUGUGUUUGUUAACUAUUAGGUGUUCAAGAUUAUAAUUUAUACUGUCUUUCUAUUGUCAGCCCAGUGGGUUGAUAAUAAGCGCACAAGAGAAUAAAGAAAACACAUAUUUCUAUAUA
This is a messenger RNA of Rhododendron vialii, 1804 nucleotides long. RefSeq names its product cytochrome P450 81Q32-like. The coding region runs from base 50 to 1630 and encodes 526 amino acids. The transcript has 2 exons. Gene Ontology annotation, molecular function: iron ion binding; heme binding; monooxygenase activity. The record is from RefSeq and is a predicted model, not a curated record. Lineage: Eukaryota; Viridiplantae; Streptophyta; Magnoliopsida; Ericales; Ericaceae.